AUGGCGACGCUAACGAAUCAACCGUCGAAGAAGGGAGGAAAAGGAGGAUCCUCCACCGUCAAAUUCGCGAGGAGAACAUCCAGCGGCAAGUAUGUCAGCCUCUCCAAGGAGGAGAUCGAGAUGUCCGGUGGCGAAGGCGGCGACCAAAACAGCUACACAGUCCACAUUCCGGUGACGCCAGACAACCAGCCGGUGGCAGCGAAAGCGGAGGAGCAAUACGUGUCAAGUUCCCUAUUCACAGGGGGAUUCAACAGCGUAACGCGGGCCCAUCUAAUGGACAAGGUGAUCGACUCGCAGGUUUCCCAUCCCCAGAUGGCCGGCUGCAAAGGGUCAUCGUGCGCGAUGCCGGCCUGCGAUGGCAAUGUGAUCAAGGACGAGCGCGGCAACGACGUGAUCCCUUGCGAAUGCAGGUACAAAAUCUGCCGGGAUUGCUACAUGGACGCCCAGAAAGACACUGGGCUCUGUCCCGGAUGCAAGGAGCCUUACAAGAGUGCUGAUUCAGACGAUGAAAUACCAAACUACUCCAAGGGAGCCCUCCACCUCCCCGGGCCCGAAAAGGAUAAUAAACAAAUGUCGAUGAUGAAGAGGAACCAUAAUGGUGAAUUCGAUCACAACAAAUGGUUGUUUGAAACACAGGGCACUUAUGGAUAUGGGAAUGCGUAUUGGCCUGAGGACGGGGACGAAGAUGGAGGAAUGCACCAGGGCAUGCUCGAGACCGCUGAUAGACCAUGGCGGCCUCUCAGCCGCGUCAUUAAUAUCCCUAAUAGUAUAAUUAGCCCAUACAGGCUCCUCAUUGCUAUUCGUUUUGUUGUCAUGUGCUUCUUCUUGGUGUGGAGAGUGCGCCAUCCAAACGAGGAUGCUGUGUGGCUCUGGUUGAUGUCAGUCGUCUGCGAAAUAUGGUUUGCAUUCUCUUGGAUUCUUGACCAGCUCCCCAAGAUGCACCCCAUCAAUCGAGAAACGGAUUUGCCUCUCUUGCGCGACAAGUUUGAAGCUCCUUCCCCCGCCAACCCCACGGGCCGAUCAGAUCUUCCUGGGAUGGAUGUGUUUGUAUCCACUGCUGAUCCUGAGAAGGAACCCCCUCUCGUAACUGCUAACACUAUUCUCUCCAUCUUAGCUGUGGAGUACACCGUCGAGAAACUAGCUUGCUAUGUUUCUGAUGAUGGAGGAGCCCUACUUAACUUCGAAGCAAUGGCUGAGGCUUGUAGUUUUGCUGAUCUAUGGGUUCCCUUCUGUAGGAAACACGACAUAGAACCCCGGAAUCCGGAGUCCUACUUCAGUCUCAAGGGAGAUCCCACCAAGAACAAGAACAGAGUGGACUUUGUUAAGGACAGAAGAAGAGUGAAAAGAGAGUAUGAUGAGUUCAAAGUAAGAAUCAACGGGCUUCCAGAUUCCAUCAGGAGAAGAUCAGAGGCUUUCAAUGCAAGAGAAGAGAUGAAAAUGCUCAAGCACAUGAGGGAGACUGGAGCUGACACAUUAGAGCCCAUUAAGGUGACUAAAGCUACAUGGAUGGCUGACGGCACCCACUGGCCUGGGACGUGGGCCGUUGCAUCCCGCGAGCAUGCCAAGGGCGACCAUGCUGGAAUUCUACAAGUCAUGUUAAAGCCUCCUAGCUCCGAUCCACUUAUGGGAAGUUCCGAAGGCAAUAUUAUCGACUUUAGUGAUGUCGACAUACGUCUGCCUAUGUUUGUCUACAUGUCGCGUGAGAAACGCCCCGGUUAUGACCACAACAAAAAAGCGGGUGCCAUGAAUGCCCUCGUCCGAGCAUCGGCUAUUUUGUCCAAUGGACCUUUCAUGCUCAACCUCGACUGCGAUCACUACAUCAAUAACUGCAACGCUAUUCGGGAAGGAAUGUGCUUCAUGAUGGACAGGGGCGGCGAGGAUAUUUGCUACAUUCAGUUCCCACAAAGAUUUGAAGGCAUUGAUCCAUCAGAUCGUUAUGCCAACCACAAUACUGUCUUCUUCGAUGGUAACAUGCGAGCUCUCGACGGCUUACAAGGUCCUGUCUAUGUUGGGACAGGCUGCAUGUUUCGAAGAUUUGCACUCUAUGGUUUCGAUCCUCCAAAACUAGACAAACUUCCUGCUAAUGUAGACAAAACCGCCGAACUCAAGACCACUGAUUUUGACCCUGAACUCGAUGUCAACUUACUACCAAAGAGAUUCGGGAAUUCCACAUUACUAGCGGAGUCCAUACCUGUGGCUGAGUUCCAAGGUCGUCCGAUUGCUGAUCAUCCGGCUGUCAAGUAUGGUCGCCCUCCAGGUAUUCUUAGGGCGCCUCGCGAGGCUCUUGAUGCAACCACUGUUGCCGAAGCCGUCUCUGUAGUCUCAUGCUGGUACGAGGACAAGACGGAAUGGGGGGAUCGCGUCGGAUGGAUCUACGGUUCAGUGACGGAAGAUGUGGUGACAGGAUACAGAAUGCACAACCGCGGGUGGCGCUCUGUCUACUGUGUGACCAAGCGUGACGCGUUUCGCGGAUCCGCUCCCAUCAAUCUCACAGACAGGCUGCACCAGGUGCUGAGAUGGGCCACAGGCUCCGUUGAGAUCUUCUUCUCACGAAACAACGCUUUUUUAGCCACUAAAAAGCUCAACGUUCUACAACGUCUGGCCUAUAUCAAUGUCGGCGUCUACCCCUUCACCUCAUUGUUCCUCAUCGUAUACUGUUUCCUCCCGGCCCUCUCCCUCUUCUCCGGCUACUUCAUCGUGCAAAAUCUCGAUAUCACUUUCUUACUCCUGCUCCUCACCAUGUCCGUUUGCCUCAUUGGUCUGGCCAUACUCGAGGUCAAAUGGUCGGGCGUUAGUUUGGAGGAUUGGUGGAGGAACGAACAGUUCUGGCUCAUCUCCGGCACCAGCGCGCAUUUAGCUGCGGUGGUGCAAGGCCUGCUGAAGGUGAUCGCCGGGAUCGAGAUCUCCUUCACGUUGACAUCCAAGUCCGCUGGCGAGGACAACGAUGACAUAUUCGCAGAACUCUACUUGGUGAAGUGGUCGUCGCUGAUGAUUCCGCCGAUUGUGAUUGGGAUGGUGAACAUAAUAGCGAUAGUGGUGGCAUUUUUGAGGACGAUAUACGAGACGACGCCCCAGUGGAGCAAGUUCAUUGGCGGAGCCUUCUUUAGUUUCUGGGUGUUGGCGCAUCUCUAUCCUUUUGCUAAGGGACUCAUGGGAAGAAGAAAGAAGACGCCUACCAUUGUCUUUGUCUGGUCAGGCCUUAUUGCUAUUACUAUAUCCUUGCUCUGGGUUGCCAUUAACCCCUCUGUCAGCCAGCGUCCUGCUGCCACUUCUGGUGGUGGUGGUUUCACUUUCCCAUGAUCAACUUUCUCACUCUUUCCAUUUCUCUAAUUGUUUUGUUCAUAUUUGAUAUAUAUGUCUAGUGUAGUAAGUGAGUUUUGUGUUUUCUUCUUGUUCUUUUCAAGACUACUCAAGGGCAUGUUCUUAACUAGCAUGAAA
Molecule: messenger RNA, 3438 nt
Organism: Salvia hispanica
Lineage: Eukaryota; Viridiplantae; Streptophyta; Magnoliopsida; Lamiales; Lamiaceae
Product: cellulose synthase-like protein D4
Biological process (GO): cellulose biosynthetic process
Cellular component (GO): membrane
Molecular function (GO): cellulose synthase (UDP-forming) activity
Source: RefSeq, a predicted model, not a curated record